CUGUUAGUGACACAACGAACCAUGGAAGUCAGUUAUUUGUGAUGAAUUUUGUACGCUCAGAAAUAUCGGCUCAUUGUUAGUUGAACAGCGAACCAGGAGAGUCGGUUAUUUGUGAUGUCGGUUAUUUAUGAUGACUUAUUUUCACCUACAGAUAUCGGCUCACUGUUAGUUAAACAACGAACCAGGAAAGUUGGCUAUUAGUGAUGAUUUGUCAUCACCUACAUUUAGCGGUUCACUGUGUUGGCUGAAUAAGAAAAGUGUAGAUACUGACUUUAUAUACAGAUAACGGCGUACCGUGUAAACUGACGAAGAGAUUUGGGGAAUCAGUUCUCUUUCGCUAACAGAAAAAGGUGGUUAUGUUAGUCGAAUAAGAAAUGAAGUGAUGAUUGCUGUUAUGACUACCGCUUAUUGUGUAGAAAAUAAGUAGACGACCACUUGUACGAAUCUAUCGGUAAAACUGUGGUGGCUUGGACAGCAGUCAGAACAUUUGAGUCGCUGAUUUAAAUUGACGCUUUAUGAUGUGGGGAUAAGCCGGUUAUUGAGCCUAGUUUUCUACCGUUAAUAAACAGUGGUUUUAUCUUAUUGUCAGGAAUAAAGGCAACACUUCCAGUGUAUUUCGUCUCUGGCAAUACUCAUUAAAAUAAUGUGUGGAUUAACACGUAAAUCAAUGUGAUUCGUGGAAGUUAUUUAAUCAAUGAUCUCGUGGGAUUAACACGCUCCAUUGGUAAACAGCUCUUUACGUGGCUCGCAAUCAACCUUAGAUUUCAGUAUAUUUUGAUAAUUACGGUUGUUAGGAAGUGAUGUCUGUAGGUACCGAUGAAAUAAUUUGAGAUGUUUUACAGAAGAAGAAGAAAUUUGUCAAUACAUGUUGAUGGCUCUGAAAUGUCCGUGUAAGAAGUGGAUAUUAUAGACAUAUAUUAUCGUUAGAACUAUAAAUAAUUCGACAUGCCGAGUACAAAAAUAUCGGUAGCAAGUGUCGGAAUGAUCAAUUCUGAGGAAUCUUCCAACGUUCACUGGGAAUCUGAUUUCAGCACAGAAAAGGUGACAGCAGAAGAUGCUAAACGUUCGAAUUGUCUAGUAUCAGCUUUACGUCCAUUGCUCCUGUCAAUGUCGUUGGUGGGUUUGUUUGAUAUUUGGAAAAUUCAAGAAUACGGAAAUGAAAAAUCAGGAAGCAGAAGAGCUUUUUUCAAGGUAUACCGAUUAGGGAUACUUGGUAUAUUGACUUUUAAUUGUAUCCGAUUUUUUCUGGCAUAUCACUCGUUUGAAUUUGGAUCCGAGCUACUUUCAUCCAUUCUAUUACACGCGUGGUUUAUUCUGUGUCUCAGUUACGCUUUAACAUGCUACAAAAUGGUUGAAAAUCCUACAAAUCUUGUUCGCUUUUUCAACCUUUGGCGGAAGUAUUGGAAUUUGGUAAAAAGCGCGCAGAAUGAAUCCAGUGCCGAGCAAGCAUGUUCCUGGCGUCGAGUCCGAAAAUAUGCGAUCGUUUCCACGGUCAUUGGAUGGUCUGCAGUUCUCGGAAAUAUAGGAUUUUGCAGUUACACCAUGAUAACCGGGACAGCCUUCAAAAACAUACUAGAACCAUUUCCAAGGACAAAUGAUCUUUUCCCGGUAAUUGCAGCAUUAUUCCAUGUCAUUAUUGUAUGUCUUUCUUGCGCAUGGGCAUUUGCUACAACAUUGAUGAUUGUGCUAGCCUUAUCAAUGUAUCAAGAAUUUAAACAUUUCGCCGAAAGACUGGAGAAAGUCACGCAAAAUAAACAGGUUUCAGAAGUGCAGGAAAAUCUAGAAUCCAUGAGGCAGCAGCAUAACGCCCUCUGUAAUAUGUUAGAUACUGGGGAUGACGUCUUAAAACAUCAAGUCGGUCUUUGUCUGGUCCUAAAUGUCUUCAUUACGCUCAUACUUAUAUACAACAUUUGCUGGUAUGAAGCGGUUCGAAAGGAUAUUGGAACACUCGUCAGUCACAUCUUCUGGCUCUCCGGUUCAGGCACCAUGUUAAUUUCCCUGAUGGCGGUCUGUUGUAUGGUAAACAUUCAGGCGCACGAACCUGCAAAAUUCAUACACAACCUUUCCAUGAAAGACGUUACGGCUGAAUUUGCAUUGCAGGUAACUGUAUUCCUACACCGACUAAACGGACCACCUCUUGGUCUGACAGCUUGGUCCCUGUUUGUGGUAGACAAUCAAGUUGUUGUCAGUGUCGCUGGAAUGCUUGCAACCUAUUUCGUUGUUCUGCUACAGUUUCAACAGGCAUCGACUACAACGAAUACCGCUGGGAAUACCACAUUAACUUAGAAUUAUGAUAGAGCAUAUUACAAAAUAUUAACUACCAAAAAUAGCAGUUUGAAUUCCAAAAUAACUAAAAUGACAAAAAACAUGUCACAAAAAU
This is a messenger RNA of Pecten maximus, 2380 nucleotides long. RefSeq lists its product as uncharacterized. Bases 946 to 2286 code for a protein of 446 amino acids. Gene Ontology annotation, cellular component: membrane. Gene Ontology annotation, biological process: sensory perception of taste. The transcript has 4 exons. The record is from RefSeq and is a predicted model, not a curated record. Lineage: Eukaryota; Metazoa; Mollusca; Bivalvia; Pectinida; Pectinidae.